UCCUCGCGAGACCGUGCGUGUAGCCUUCUCGGCCAGACCGAGGUCAGUCAGGGUCCUGCUCUUAGUCAGGACACUCCGGAGAACAUCUUCGAGAGGAUCAGCCGGACAGCCGUUGUCUAUCGACAACCCUUGUCUUAACGAUCUAUUUUUUCGUUACCUCGGAACAUUCGUUGCACGGUAUCGUCGCGAACGAUCGAUAUCGAUCGCGAGACCGUCCGCGGGAGGCGAGUGCCGCGCGACCGCGGCUCAAGGGAAGUGUUCCGCGUCUCGAUCCCGAUAACGAAAGGAAGAAAAACAUUUUUCGGUCUGUGGAUUUGUGUGGAAGGUUUGUGCGCGAACCGCGGGGAACUGUAAACUUUGGUGCAAGAUACUCGCGGUGGAAUUACCUCGUUCCUCUCCAUGAGCAGUCGGAAGCUUUGACGCAACGAUCGAUCGACCAGCAAAACGCGAUGUGCGAAGCGGUACCGCGGACUUGGUACACGAAACCAGAACUUCACUGCAACGGCGUUGGGGUUCCAGCGGGGGCGUUGUCACCCCCCGCCACGCUUUCACCACCCAGCAGUCCGAGCGUGACUCUGCCGCCUUCGCCUUGGAGUCCUGGCGCGACAGGAAACACCAACAGCACCGCGACGUCGUCCCAUCGUUCCUUGGUUUGUUCCUCGAGUCUCAAUCAACCAUCCUCGGAUCGAUUCAGCGCUUUCACUCUCGUCUCUGCGUACAAUCCUGACACGAGACUUCAAACUUUGCCCUCGACGACCAUCGCCGCCACACGAGAACUACGGUGUGGUCUAAUGUACGGUGGUUAUGGGUCGGCGGGAGCUACCUGGUGGGCUCGACACGUGAGCCUCUUACUACCCCAUUCCUUGCUACCAUCCGCGAGAAUACCUACUCAACAAACCACGCCUGUCGCCAAUUGUUCGCCUAUUCAUCUAGAACCUCUCAGCCCAUCCAGAUCUGGCUCGCCAAGAAGAUGCACCCCCGAAAAGACUAAAUUCGAAGAAGAGGCGCCGCUGAAUUUGAGCACCAAACCCGGCGACGUUUUGUCCAGUGUCGAGCGAAAAAGUAAAAUUUGGUCACCGGGGACAGUUUGCGAGAGGGAAGCAAAAGAGAUCAGAGUCCCAUCUUCGAGUCCAUCUUUAACACCUGUUGUCACUCGACAGAUUCACCAUUCACCCUUGACACCACCCUCCUCGUCGGAAAGGACUUUCCAGUGCAAACAGUGUGGGAAGGCUUUCAAGCGAUCGAGCACGCUCAGCACCCAUCUUCUGAUCCAUUCCGACACCAGACCGUAUCCUUGUCAAUAUUGCGGCAAGAGGUUUCAUCAGAAGUCGGACAUGAAGAAGCACACGUACAUUCAUACCGGCGAGAAGCCGCACAAGUGCGUGGUGUGUGGCAAGGCGUUCUCUCAGAGCAGCAAUCUGAUCACCCAUAUGAGGAAGCACACUGGUUACAAGCCGUUCCAGUGUGGGCUGUGCGACAAGGCGUUCCAGAGGAAGGUGGACCUAAGAAGACAUCGCGAAGGGCAGCAUCCAGCGGCGCCGGCGCUCGACUAUCGCUCCCUUCAGCUACCCUCCCAAUCCACAAACGUCCCACACUCGCCCACUCUCCAAUCACCCUCCGCUUAUCACAUGAUACCCAUACCCGGAAAUAGUUGAGACUCUUUCACGGUCACCGUCCGUCCAUAUCUCUUCGUCUUUCAGCAGCCGAUUGCGUGCUAUUCGAUCGUCGUUAAAAACGGAACGCAAGACAAUCGAGAAGAAACGGAGUCGCGACGAGUCGAGGGUUUCCAAAAUCCAUACGUGGGUGUAAGUAUCGAAUGCGAUUUUAAUAAGACACGCUGGCGGCUAGAUUCGAUCUUCCUGUUUACGAAGACGCAGCGUCACGAGGGCGGAAACUCAAGAAGUUUUUAAAUAUUUAUAAUUCAUUUUUCAUCGGUGUUUUAAAACACGACAUUUAUCGAGUCGAGUGGUUGCAAGGCACUUUGAUUCCUCUCCCCCUUUUUUUUAUCCGUUCAAAUGAAUUAGAUCUUAUGUGUGAAAGCAAAUAGUGGAUGUUUCCGAGAAUCGCGGGAAAACACGGACGUGUACACUCAUAUACGAAGAUAUUCGACCGCUCACGUUUAUAACUUUCAACUAAUUAAAUACAUGCGUGUGUCUGUGUGUGGUAAACUGAAGCAUUUGAUUAGAACGACACGUACAACUAUGGAUCUUAAAACCGCGUAAGUAAAAUCAGAAAAUAAUUCAAUAAAUAUUUAAUAGUAUUUAAAUUAAAUAAUUGUGUUUAAUAGGAAGUAGUGAGCCCACUGUUUGCUUCUAUGACAGCUUUUAUUUUCCCAUCAAGUGGAAUAACUUGGAAGUAACAUUUACAUCUAUCGAUUACCAUGUUUCAUUAAUAUCUCUUUUUAACUUCUGCUACGUGUUUACAGUAUUUUCUAAUUUCUCUUGUGUAGUCUUAGGAUCUUGUAUUAUAUAUUAAAUACUUCAAUUUGGCAUACAGCCGUGUGAACAUGUUUUCAGAACUUCUUUCCACGUUGCAACAAAUAAAUAACAUUUCGGUUUUCAAUCGGUUUAUUUAUGGUCAUUGACGAGGGAACAAGAUUAGGCGUUUUAGAUAGAGAAUCUUCAACCGUCCAUUAUUACUGUACUUUCAGUAUUGUACAUACAUGUGUACUGUAUACAGGAUACGGUUGAAUAACACGUACAAAUGAAUGGAAGAGGAUGAUUCUUUAUGACAAAAAUAAGAAAAAAGAAAAAAAGAAAAUUAUUUUUAUUAUAAAUUUGAUUCUCCUCUUUUUUCUCAUUUUUCUCAUAAGGUACGACUUUUCAAUCGCUUGUACUUGUUAUUCAGCCGCAACUUGUAUACAGAGUAAAGUAGCUAAACGGGAACACCUAAAUAUGGGGUGUUGGUUGAUAACUAAAAUUCAUUAAGAACUCCGGUCCUAUAAAAUAUGUUUGGGACAAGGAUUAAUGAAACCAAUCAUAAAAUAAAUUUACUCUACUUGAAACGUACAUAUUUAUUUUUCUAUGUAAUCACUAUUUAGUGCAACACAUUUUUCCAAAUAUCCAUGAAGAAACAUUUGGGUUUAUGGGAAAUGUUUAUUUUUCAAUAGCUCGUUUAAGUUUGGAAACAGCUAAAAGUCUGAUUGUGCAGAAGUAUGAAUUUAAAUUUAGAAAAAUUGAAUUUAGAGUGCAAAAUGUGUAUAGUUACACGAGCCCCUCAAAAUAGCAUAAUUUUAUCUUAAGCAAUUUUAAAUAACAAAGUUAGGUGUUUCCGUUUAAACGCUACGUUCAGUAUACACACUUAUAUGUAGAUACAUUUAAAAAAAAAUAUAUGUAUAUAUAUAUACGCGUUAAUGUAGAGGCAAAGAUGUGUGUGUGUGUGUGUGUGUGUGUGAUAGUGCGUGUAGUGUGCAAAUACACGCGUGAAUGUAACUACGAGGAGAUAGAAUAAUCGGUCCAUCACACAAUUAAAACGUUUAAAAUAAUUCGGUGGUUUGCAACACUGAUUAUAUAUUUACACCCAACAGAAGCUAACACUAAAUCUACCGACACUUCAUGUUUACCCAUUCCUACCAAGAGGAAUUGCUGAAACUUCUUUAAGUAUAUAGAGUCAAAGUAAAUGUCAAAAUAAACAUAGAAGACAGCAUAAAAUAUAAUUAGUUGGUAUAGUCAUUGGAUAGAGAAUGA
Messenger RNA from Colletes gigas, 3686 nucleotides. RefSeq names its product zinc finger protein Gfi-1b-like. Gene Ontology annotation, cellular component: nucleus. NCBI's taxonomy places the organism in Eukaryota, Metazoa, Arthropoda, Insecta, Hymenoptera, Colletidae. The coding region runs from base 450 to 1655 and encodes 401 amino acids. The transcript has 6 exons. The record is from RefSeq and is a predicted model, not a curated record.